Molecule: messenger RNA, 251 nt
Organism: Scutellospora calospora
Lineage: Eukaryota; Fungi; Glomeromycota; Glomeromycetes; Diversisporales; Gigasporaceae
Source: the annotation of a GenBank genome assembly
UAAAUGGGUUUAUUAAGGCAUAUCAUCCUGAGGAUAGUAGUAUGAUUGUAACUAACAAAAAUUUUUCUGAAAAUUCAUAUGAACAAGCUAAAAAAAUGAAAAUAUUAAUUUGUCAGUCUAAAAAUAUAGUUAAGAAUAUUAAAAAAGAGAUCGAAAGAAAAAAACAAAUAUUAGUAAAAGAUUCAAAUAAACCAAAAGAAUUAAUUGUAGAAGUAAUCGAAGAAAUUAUUGAUAAUAACAUAAAUGAAUAG